Oryza sativa Japonica Group (Japanese rice) is the source of this 2293-nucleotide messenger RNA. The record is from RefSeq and is a predicted model, not a curated record. NCBI's taxonomy places the organism in Eukaryota, Viridiplantae, Streptophyta, Magnoliopsida, Poales, Poaceae.
AGGAUAAGCCAAGCGAAGAAUUGUUAAUCUUUCAUUUGGCUCUGAAAAUUCUAAUCACCUGCAAAAGAAGCCGCUUGAUCGAUCGAGUGCAGCAGAGGCAAAUGGAUCUCUUGUGAAUUGUGACAGCCAAGGUUUAGUCAAAAGACAAUGGUGGUAGGUUGAUGCACCGAAGUAAACAAAUAUUGAAUUACUCAGCAGAGCUGAUCUGAUUAGCACCGAUCACAGGUUGGUCCGCAUGCUUACGUACAAAUAUCGUCGCAUUUUAUAUGACCUAAUGGUCAUCAGCGAUUAAGAAAACAUUAGUGCGCACAUGGUGGCAGGUGCUUAAUUAACAUGUAUUAAACUCGGAGACUUGUAAGUCUUCUCAAAUUUGCAAACUCUACUGUUUUGUUUGAUAGUUUUGCUAGCUGCUGCUUCACUCUACUGUUCGGCCAUGGCGUUGGCUGGAUUGCCCCUCUCCGUCUUUGCCAUCGCUGUCCAUUUUUGCCUUGUUUUCUCCUCCUCCUCUUCUCCUCCGGUUUGCCCUGCAAACGGCCACCGUGACCGAACGGCGUACCACUUCCAACCCGCCAAGAACUGGCAGAACGAUCCGAAUGGGCCUGUGUACUACAAUGGCAUGUACCACCUCUUCUACCAGUACAACCCGCACGGCGCGCUCUGGGACGUCGGCAACCUCUCCUGGGGGCACUCCGUCUCCGGCGACCUCGUGAACUGGGCCGCCCUCGACAACGCGCUCGAUCCCACAGCGCCAUUCGACGCCAAUGGUUGCGCGUCGGGGUCAGUCACCAUCCUCCCCGACGGCGUGCCCGUCGUCAUGUACUCCGGCAUCGACGCCCGCCGCCGGCAGGUCCAGAACGUCGCGUUCCCCAAGAACCCUCGCGACCCGCUCCUCCGCGAGUGGACCAAGCCCGGGUACAACCCGGUCAUCCCUGUCCCCGCCGACGUCUCGCCGGACAAUUUCCGGGACCCCACCACCGCCUGGCUCGGCAGCGACGGCCUGUGGCGGUUCGCCAUCUCCGCCGUGGCCGACGGCGUGGGCGCGACGCUCGUGUACCGGAGCGCCGACUUCCUGCGGUGGGAGCGCAACGCGGCGCCGCUGCACGCCUCGCGGGACGCGGUCAUGGCCGAGUGCCCCGACCUGUUCCCCGUCGCCGAGCACGGCGAGGACGGGCUCGACCUCGACGCGUCGGCGAUCGGCGGCGCCGGCGCCGGCGUGAGGCACGUCCUCAAGGUCAGCAUGCCGGACACCCUCGAGGACUACUACAUGGUCGGACGGUACGACGACGCGGACGACACGUUCACCGUGCCGCCGGAGGACCUGGAAGCCCACGGCGAUGACUACCGGCGGUGGCGGCGGAUCGACCACGGCCACCUGUACGCGUCCAAGACGUUCUACGACGCGGGCAAGAAACGGCGCGUGCUGUGGGCGUGGGUGAACGAGUCCGACAGCGAGGCCGACGACGUCACCAAGGGCUGGUCCGGCCUUCAGUCGUUUCCGCGGGCGGUGUGGCUGGACGAGGGCGGGAGGCAGCUGGUGCAGUGGCCGGUGGAGGAGAUCGAGACGCUGAGGCGGAAACGCGGCGUUCUGCUCGGCGGAAACGAGGUGGAGGCGGGCGGGCUGCGCGAGAUCGGCGGCAUCGCGGGCUCGCAGGCGGACGUGGAGGUAGCGUUCGAGAUCGCGAGCCUCGCGGGCGCCGACCGCCUCGAGCCCGACCAUUUGCGUGACCCCGACGCGCUGUGCGGGGAGAAUGGCGCGGCGGUGCACGGCGGAAUCGGCCCGUUCGGGCUGCUCGUCAUGGCAUCCGGCGACCUGCGCGAGCGCACCGCCGUUUUCUUCAGGGUGUUCAGGCUCUCGCACGGGUACACGGUCCUCAUGUGCACGGACCUGACACGGUCAACUUCAAGAGCAGGGGUGUACAAGCCAUCCCACGGAGGAUUCGUGGACAUAGACAUAGAGAAGGACAGGGCUAUAUCGCUUCGAACCCUGAUCGAUCAUUCGAUCGUGGAGAGUUUUGGCGGUGGGGGGCGGACGUGCAUGACGGCUCGAGUGUACCCUGAACAUGUAGCAACGGGGAGCAGCCACCUGUACGUGUUCAACAAUGCGUCAGAUGCGGUGAAGGUGUCCAAGCUGGAGGCAUGGGAGCUCGCGACGGCUAGUGUCAAUGCUGGAGACGACGGGCUGAUUUCGUAUGGUGGUCCUGUAUGUGCUGCUCAAGUGCAGUAAUAGCUGCUGGCAUAUGCUCUAUAGUACUCCCUCUAUUUCGAAAUGUUUGACACUAUUGACUUUUUAGCA